CUCUCUCUCUCUCUCUCUCUCUCACCUACACAGAUAAGAGAAGCGAGACCAAGACUUGCAGGUGACAGGAAAACAACGGUUCUGCGCCUCAAUUCUUCUCCUCCUUUCUUCUCUCUUCCACCUCCGCCUAUGUAGCAGAGAUGACUAUUUUUAUUUAUCUGUACAAAAUUCCACUUUGGUGAAGCUUCUCUGCUCUGUUCUCUUCCCUCUAUUGCUUCUUUUCUAUUGAAAAGAUGCCAUCUUGGAAUUCAUAAAAAACCCACCUUUUUGGCUCUCUCAGUCUCUCUCUCUACUGGUUUUGGCCUCUGCUUAGCUUUCAAGCUAAAGCUUUCUUCCCUCUACGAAAGUCUUGUCUUUUCCUUUUCUCUCAAAGAAAUAGCAGCUAGGUUUGUUUUUUGUGGCUUAGUUGGGAAGAAGCGGUCGUUCUCCACCUAAUUUGCCUACAAAGUUUCUAUUUUUCUGCGAUUUGAAUCUUUUUUCGAUGAUUUAGAUCGAGAAUUCGGGAUCAAGAUUAGACUUUUUUUUUUCCUUCUUCCCUUGUUUGAGAGGCGGAAUGGGGUGCACCUACUCGAGGGUAGAUGUGGACGAGGUGGUGUGGCAGUGCAAGGAGCGCCGGCGGCUCAUGAAGCAGCUGCUGAGCUGCAGGGCCGAGCUCGCCGCCGCCCACAUGGCGUACCUGCAGUCGUUGCGGAACACGGGCGCCACCCUUAGACAGUUCACUGAAGUGGAGACGAUGAUCCCGGGCGGUACUCCGCCUAUUGGACUCGCAUUGCCACCCUCCCCGCCCCCGCCGCCGACUCUUCCGCCUUCGCCUCCGCCCCCUCCCGAAUUUAGUCUCCGUGCCGCGAAGGAGGUAACGAGGGAGAAGUUGUCCGAUGAGGAUUCAAGCGAUAUGGAUGAUGACGAGAGCUGCCCGAUGCCUCCACCUCCCCUCCCCAGCUCGGUCUGGGACUGUUGGGAUCCUUCUGGCCCUCCAGCUUCGUCGGGUUCCUCAUCUCCGGUACCCGAUGGAGGAGAUGUUACACAUGCUGCGGCGGAAGAAGAGGAUUGGGCGGAGACUAAAACGGAGUUUGCGGAGGGGGAAGAGGAGGAAGAGGUGGUCGUGGAGGACGAAGAUGACAAAGCGGUCCAAAGAAAGGAGGCUUUUGCUGUGGCAUUGAAUCGGGCGAGGGAGAAAUGCCCGGCAAAGGAAUUGGCUGAUGAUAGCUUGUCGGCAGCGAGUUGGUUCACCAAAGAUACAGACAUAGGGAUGGUGGUGUGGAGGAGCAAGAAGACACUGGAGGGGAUUAUAAAGGAGCUAGAUGAUUAUUUCCUGAAAGCUGCAGCUGGAGGGAAGGAUCUUGCAGUCCUUCUCGAGUCCAAUCGGACCUAUUGUCAUCCUUGGGACCUUCAAGCAAGGGAAGGGAGAAGUUCCACGUCCGCCAAAGUCGUAAACGUGUUGUCUUGGAACUGGUCUUUCAAAUCAACUCAUUCUAACAGAGAUGCUCAAGAUGAAAAUAGUGCUAGUAGGCCCAGUAACCAUUGCACAACCCUCGAGAAGCUUUUUGCAGAGGAGCAGAAGCUCUACAAGCUAGUGAAGGAUGAGGAAAGUGCUAACUCCCAGCACAAGAAGAUAAUCCUACUACUGCAUAAACUAGAAGCUGGAGAUUAUGACUGGACAAAAACUGAGAAAGCUCGUUCGGACAUUGAGGAUUUGCAGUGCCAAAUGGUUUCUCUGAAGGAGGCAAUAAGUGGAACAUGUUUGUCCAUAUUAAAACUUAGGGAUGAAGAGUUAUUUCCACAGUUGAUUGAAUUCUCUGUAGGGCUUGAGAAGAUGUGGAGAACAAUGUAUGAAUGUCAUCAAGUGCAAAACCAUGUUUCUCAACAAGCAAAUCUUCUUGACAGUCAUUUGGGCAAUGAUCCAACCACUGAUUCGCAUCGUCAUGCCAUAUCUCAGCUAGAAGCAGAGGUGACUUCUUGGUAUAGUUCGUUCUGCGACCUCUUCCGCUGUCAGCGUGAGUACGUUCGCAUUCUCAACCAGUGGGUUAGACUGACUGACAGACUUCCGGAAAAUAAUGCCUUUAUGGGUUCAACAUCUAGUAUCCGUGGUUUUUGUGAAGAAUUACAGGGAGUUCUUGAUGGGCUACCAGACAAGGUAGCAGCUGAGGCAAUCAAGAACUUUCUAUUGGUUAUCCGCUCUAUCGUUCUGCAACAUACCGAAGAGCACAGCCUGCAGAAGAAAUCCGAUCGACUUCAGAGAAGGUUGGAGAAAGAGUUAAACUCGCUUCGGAGUAUAGAGAACUUGGUCGAAGUACCUCAUGUGAAUCACCCACCAUCGUCAACAAAGCAUGCAAAACUGGAAGCUUUCAAGAAGAGGGUGGAGGAAGAAAGGAUCAAGUAUCUAAAUUCUGUUCACACGAGCCGAGCCAUGAUCGUGAACAAUCUGCAGACAAGCCUCCCGAAUGUAUUCCAGGCUCUCAUGGGGUUUUCGAGCGUAUGCGUGCAGGCGUUCGAGAGCAUUACUGGUUCGGUGGAAGAUGUAACAAGUUUUUCCGAUGGUGUUUCACCUGUACACCAAUGAACUGAUCACUACAAUAAAUACUGUAAACAGAAGUCUUGGUUUUGUGAUCAUUCCAGAUAGUUUUACCAAUAAAUUCUUGGACAAAUAUCAGGUAGUCUUUGGCAAGGCAUUAUGGGAGUGAUGAAUGAUGCAAAUCUGGUCA
Molecule: messenger RNA, 2702 nt
Organism: Musa acuminata subsp. malaccensis (wild Malaysian banana)
Lineage: Eukaryota; Viridiplantae; Streptophyta; Magnoliopsida; Zingiberales; Musaceae
Product: protein ALTERED PHOSPHATE STARVATION RESPONSE 1
Source: RefSeq, a predicted model, not a curated record